AUGUUGUGCUUCUGCAACUCGACAACGAAUGCAUAUCCGGUGGAGUUGAGGAUUUAUCAAGUUUUAAACCAACUCAAAGACCCUAUUUCCGACUCCUUCCUCAAUCUCGAAAGUCUCGAGGUUCUCUCCCUAGCUAAUAACUUGUUCAAUGACACUACUGAACUAGAAAAUCUUCAUAGCCUUCACAAUCUCACAACUCUCAAUCUUUCUCACAACAACUUGACACUUGAUGCAAUAUACCUCCAUGCCUUGUGGAGAGGAUGUAUAGUCUUCGAGUUCUCUUCCAACAAUUUCAACGGAGGCAUACCAGAUGCAAUCGGUGAGCUAAGCUCACUCUUUCUUCUCAACUUAUCCCACAAUGCUCUCACUGGCGCAAUCCCAAGAUCACUAGCUGCCCUGACGCUUCUAGAAGUGCUCGACCUCUCUGUCAACCAGCUCAGAGGAAGAAUACCGGAGGAGCUUGCACGCCUCACAUUCCUUUCAUUCUUGAAUGUGUCUAACAAUGUGCUUGUCGGAGGUAUUCCGAAUGGCCCUCAAUCCCAAACAUUUUCUCCGAAUUCCUUUGAAGGGAACAAAGGGUUAUGCAGCUUCCCACUCGACAGACACUGCAACAGGUCGCCUGGGGCUGGUAUCAUGCUAUCAAAAUCGAAACACAAGGAGAUAGAAUGGGAAUAUGUGUUUGCUGCUCUUGGUUAUGUUGUGGGAUUAGGAAGCAUUUUCUGGGCACUUUUAUGUUGCAGAAGCUUUAGGGAGCCAUACUUUGAGAAGAUAGAAGAGUUGAAGACGCAUGAGCCUCAUUCACUUGAACUGGUCAGGAGUCCAGAAGCAGUUGAAGAAGGAAAGACGCAUGAGCCUCAUUCACUUUGA
Messenger RNA from Salvia splendens (bonfire salvia), 867 nucleotides. Its product is annotated as receptor like protein 22-like. The transcript is spliced from 4 exons. NCBI's taxonomy places the organism in Eukaryota, Viridiplantae, Streptophyta, Magnoliopsida, Lamiales, Lamiaceae. The record is from RefSeq and is a predicted model, not a curated record. Gene Ontology annotation, molecular function: protein binding. Bases 1 to 867 code for a protein of 288 amino acids.